Messenger RNA from Fusarium poae, 1806 nucleotides. RefSeq lists its product as uncharacterized. The record is from RefSeq and is a predicted model, not a curated record. The transcript has 2 exons. Bases 1 to 1806 code for a protein of 601 amino acids. NCBI's taxonomy places the organism in Eukaryota, Fungi, Ascomycota, Sordariomycetes, Hypocreales, Nectriaceae.
AUGACGGCUUUACAAGAUGGCGAAAUUCGUAUUCUUGUUCAUGAAUACUCUGCCCUGGAAAGAAUCCCUCGACUCGUCUUUAGAGUCGUGUCUUUGGACAACCCUCCGCCAUUUGUCGCGCUCUCGUAUGUUUGGGGUGAUUUAGCAGACACUCUACCACUACGUGUUGGUGGGCAGAUUAUUCAAGCCACCAGAAAUCUUCACGAUAUAUUGGAUUCGCUUCAGGCAUCCAACUAUCCUCAAAAGUUGUGGAUUGACGCUCUCUGCAUCAAUCAAGAUGACUUUGAAGAGCGCGCUUCACAAGUAGCAAUGAUGGGAGAUAUCUACUCACGUGCGGAAUAUGUACUGGCAUUUCUAUCCUCAGAAUCGGGUCCAUUCGACUUGGGGUUGGAUUUCAUGGAGAAAACUGCCAAGAAUCCCGAAAUACACUUUGACCCGUCUCUGUCACCUCAUCUGACAGUCGACUCGUCUUAUCGGGCACUCUUUGGGUUAACUGCCAGUCAUCCAAUCCUGCAAAGUUCUAUCGUCGAAUUCUUCGGGACUCCAUGGUUUACGAGAGUCUGGACCGUACAGGAGUUUCUAUUGGCUAAAAAGGUCAUAUUUCGCUGUGGAAAACGCCUUAUUGAUGCGGAAGUCGUCACGAAAUGUUGCAGAAGUUGGAUCGAUCAUUCGAAAACAUGUUGCUGGAGUGCGGAUCAACCUCGUCAUGGGCACAGUCAUGGUUUCAUCGACACUAUCUGGGACAUCAGGAGCAACUUAACAUUGUAUACUGCCACGUUACGAAUGAAACCUUUGAUGGAUAUGAGUCGUCGUGGUCGUCUGCAUUGUACUGAUUUCCUGACCGCCAUCUCACUUUUCCGAAUAAGACAAUGUUCGGAUCCGCGGGACAGAAUAUAUGGUUUUUCUGGGUUGUAUCUCACAGGCAUCGAUGUCAAACGGGACCUUCAGGUUGAUUAUAAAGUCUCAACAGCCCUUCUGUUCAGAAAUACGGCCACUUCCUUGAUUGAAAAGACUCAAACUCUGGACGUACUAAGCCAUGUACUGCACGAAUCCGGCAUCGAGAAACGUGUGCCAGAGUUGCCGAGCUGGGCACCUGAUUGGGAUGCAACUAUGGACGACCGCCAUCAUUUGCUGUACACGGAUCGAGCCGAUAGGAUUAGCCAUUGUCGUGCCUCUGGUGAUUUGAAGCCAAACUUAGCAUUCAGGGCACCUGAUAACGUCUUUAUCCGCGGCCUGCGGAUCGGUCGAGUCAAAGCCAUUGCACCUGGAUACCCUUCCAUUUACACUGAUUCAGCUGAUGGGGGUAAAGAAACCAUCGACUCAUGGCGCCAACUCGCUGGCUUGCCCGAGGCUUUGUCUUCUGAGGAGGACGUCAAAGAGACUACCUUCCAGAACGCCCUGAGUGGUGGUUUCACAGAUUUGCCAUGGGAAAUAGGUUCCGCUGCUUACUCAAAAGCGUACAAAUUAUGGUUAGAAUGGUUCAUAUCUACCAAGCCAAGCUUACCAGUCGAAUGCAAGGAGAUUAUUCAAGAGUUCGAUGACUUAAUGCAUCAGACGAGUAUGUAUAGAUGCUUCAUACUCGCAGACAAUGGAGAAUUGGGCUUUGGACCUGAUAUUACGGAAGUGGGUGAUGUGAUAAUCAUCCUACCUGGAGGAAAGGUACCAUAUGUUUUGAGGCAGGUGGAAGUUUCUUUUUAUGGCACGAUAACAUACCGACUAUUAGGCGAUGCCUACAUUAAUGGCGCUAUGGCGGGAGAAAAGGUCUGUUCCGGAAUGUCGGAUUUUGAGGAUAUGUUUCUUGUAUAA